AUGGGGAACUCCCCAGACAGCAAACCGAUAAAGGGACGAGAGUUCAGCACCUACCACUACAUCGGAGAACUAAACAGCCAAAAUGUACCAAACGGAAGAGGACUCAUUCUACAUAAAUCGGGUGAAGCAUUCUAUGGGUUUUUCACAAACGGAAAGAAAAAUGGCAUAGGAAUAUACAUAGAUAAAAAAUUAACAAAAUAUAUUUCCAACUGGGUCAAUGGUAAAGUUGAGGGAGAGGUGAAAGUUAAACCCUUCCAUUCAGAGAAGGUGUUUUCCUUUUUUUAUUCCAAUGGGGUUAUCCACUCAUGUGCAGUUUAUCGGGGUGGUCCCAAGCAUAAACACAGUUUGCAUGCAAAAUCAAAAAGAAGAAUUCCAAAAGGGGAGGGGGAUCCCCACAGUGUAUACCAAAACAAUCAACAUGAUAUGGCAGAUAUCUGUACAGUAGAAGAUACUGAUGAAGGAUGUGCCUCUACCCUACCGGUGAGCAAACCGGGUUGUAUUUUACCACUUGCGAAAAUCCAACAUGGAAAAGGUGCAAGUCAGUUAAGUGGUUAUCACGAAGAUGCCAUAGGAAACUCCCAGAUGAAUCAACUCCAAGUCCCCAUGGAAAACUCACACAACGAAGAAGCCAACCUCCCAACAGAUGAACUGACUGAAAAAAGAAUUGACGAACAGUUAAAAAGGAGAGACAACUUGGAGGAGAUAUUCUGCACGUCCUCCGAUUCAGGUAGUCAUUUUAUCCGCCCCCAUUUUGUAAAGUUGGGAAAAAAAAAAAAAUGCUACACAGACACAUAUCCGUGUGACAGCACACGAAAGGAUAUGGACGUAACAAUCAUUACCCAUACGUCAACAAAAAAGGAGGAAAAAAAAACAAAACAUAUGAUUAAGCAAUUAACCAAACAUAGUAGUAGUAGUCUUAAGAUAGAGAAAUAUGAAUCAUGGUCCAGGAAGGAAGUCGUCCACUGGCUCUCUCUAUGUAAUGCACCCAUAAAAUGGAUCACUGCUUUUUACAAAAAUAACGUCACGGGGAAUAUUCUCAACAGAAUUGACAUAGAAUUUAUUAGGAACCACCUGGGGAUACUCCCAUACGGACAUGCAAUCAAACUGCUACAGUUAAUUAAAAAUUUGCGCGUCAUGGCUUACAACAAGAGGUUCGCCCGGUGCGUCAACAUACAGGAGUGCGAACAUUUUCUGAAGAAAAAAAAAAAAAAAAAAAAAAAAAUACACACAGGACAUGGCCCCCUCGGGGGAAACGACAACCGCAGUCGAAGUAGACCACACGGGAAGAAAAUGCACAUGUUUCACCAUCUGGCAAAUUCGAGCCAACAAAGCAAACAUACGCUCACCCUUGGGGAACCCCCCACCAGCAGUGUCCCCCCUGAAGAGGAGGCAGCUGUGUUCACCAAAAAAAUGCUAUACAAUGCAGAUGCAAUAUACCAGGAGGAGGACCCCAACUCGUGCACGUCAACCACGUCUUUCAAUUCGACGCGGACUUUGAAGGAGGAUGGCUACGGGAAGAUGGAGGAACUAGGGGAAGAGUACCCAAAGGAGGAGCAUCAUCAGGAGCGUGUGGGUGAAAUAAACACCCCCAACGAAUCGGUGCAACCACCAAGAUCUAGCCACCCGCAUAAGGAUACCAAUAAGCAAAGGCGAGAAGAUAAAAAAAAAAAAAAAAAAAAAUUCAUUCGCAGUUUCCAUAAAAAUUUUUCGCUCAUAAAUGAUUUUGGCUAUAUAUUCAAUGGGGGGAGCUCGAGGGCCUAUUCCAGGGCAGGGGAAGACCAUGUACUAUACGGUGACCCAAAGGAUGACGCGUCUGGUUCCUGCUCCUUGUCAUCCUUCUCUGUUACGAGUACGUUUUCCCAAUCGAGUCGUCCUGACCUUUCGUCUGAAGAAUCCAGCAAGUCUGACGCGUCUAACGUGCCAACUUGGGGAGGGGACUCCAAAGGGGGGGAACAUUCCAUGCUCGCUCCUUCAGCAGAGUUAGAAUUUUGCGUUGCCUCAACCUCCUCCUCUUCCGCGUCAUCUUCCGCAUCCUCUUCCUUGGACACUUCCCCCCAUGCUUCCACCUCCUCCGUAUCCUCCUCAUCAUACUGCUCGAACAGAACAGACGACGCCCCCUUUUACGGCCGCAGUCAAAUAAUCAAAUACCCCAGUAACAUCUACCUGAACAGCAGCUUGGCCUUCUCCUACCUCUACAGCUUUAUAAUACCGCACGAAGACUUAACGUUCCUGCAUCUGAUUCGGAACCAUUAUGAGAUUAGAACCCGUAGAUGCAAGAACGCAAAGCAAAAGCAGGAGCAGAACCAGAAUAUGCUCGCAACGAAUAGCAAGCAAACCCUGAACCCCAAAAGCAUGAAUGUGAAGGACGAUUUAACGAACGGUAAAAUUAUGAAAAGUAGAACCUUCAGAGGCAAGUAUUUAGGCAAGGACGUAGCUAUUAAAGUACUAGUAGGGAGAGUAAAAGAUUUUUCUCAAAUUCACAAAAUUCUUUAUAAACUACAUUUAUUGAGACAUGGAAAUAUUGCUCUAAUGAUGGGAGUGUCUAUUCGAUAUCCAUUCGUUUUUAUCGUUUAUGAGUUUUUAAAAAACAGUUGCUUAUUUUCCUAUCUUCAUUGUGCUGAUAGUCAUGUGAAGGACAUGUCAGUGAGGCAGCACGGGGGUGGAGUGAGAGCGCCUCUUGGAAGUGCAAGCAGCAUCAGCAGGGAAGGGGACAUAUCGGCUCAUAACUCCACGGAUGGCAGUUGCAUGGAUGACAGUUCCAUGGACGGCAGUUCCACCUGCGGUAAUUCCACAGGGAACACCUCCCCUGGGAACACUUGCCCAAGUGAAAACGCUACGUUCGAAUCCCACAGUGGAAGAAUCAGCACCGUGAUGAAAAACAAAUAUAACUCAUUCAUAUCGGAAAAUGACCUCUUCUGUGGUGUUUACGCAGAGGAGCAUGGUGGUCCUACUUCGGUGGAAAGCCCCUCCAACGAAUGGAACAUAAACCAAAGCAAAACAAACUCACACAUGGAAGGAAUAAACAAAAAAAGCGGAAAGAAAAAAAAAAAAAAAUUACACACCAAGUUAUUUUUACAAGAUCAAAUUCAACUGCACGAGCCGUACGCGUUUCCCCCAUUUCAGAAAGAAAUCUCUUUGUAUGUAAAAAAGCAAAAAAAAAAAAAAAAAAAAAAAAUAUUAUUUAGUUACCCUCAAUCGAAGCUUCAUUAUAACCUACCCGAGAGCGCCCCCAAAGAAGACAGACGACUAAGUGUCCAACGGAUAUUAAAAAUUACAACCGACGUCACCCUUGCCUGUUCCUACUUGGAAAAGCACCUGAAUCACCCCCUGAACCUGAAACCAACGAACAUCCUCCUGGACGAAGCGCUAAACGCAAAAAUAACCGACUUUGGAAUCUGCGAAAUUGAAAAGUGCCUCGACACGAAUAUCGACCACUCAUACGUUGUGUACCCCAACGGCUUAACCGCAUUCGAUGCUGCGUUAGCAGACAGGAAAGUACAGAGGAUGGAGUUCUGUAGGAACGACUUCACCGAUGUUCUGCGUGUUUAUGAUGAGGAGGAUAAGCUACACCUGUACAGUGUCGAACGAAUAGUUGCUUCACCGAGCAGUGCCUACCCCUCCGUUUCGUUCUGGACCCCUCCGGAGAUUUUGAGAGGCCAGAGAGGAAAGCCCUUUUACGAGGAUGUCUACGCGCUGGGAAUUGUGCUCUGGGAAAUGUUAACCCGCAGUGUCCCUUUUAACUACCCGUUCAAGUCCCACCUGGUGGCCUCCGUCGGAUACGCGAAAGAAGAACUGACCUACAGUAACAUCCCAGAGCCUAUUCAAGGGUUGAUAAAAUCGUGUGUUCACAGGAACAUGUACAAAAGACCAACCUUUGGACAAAUUCUAGCGGAGCUGUCCCGGCUAUAUGAAAAAGCAAAUACAAAAGCUGAGGAUGCUCUCAUGUCCUUCAUGGAUGGAGCAUAA
Molecule: messenger RNA, 3966 nt
Organism: Plasmodium coatneyi
Lineage: Eukaryota; Apicomplexa; Aconoidasida; Haemosporida; Plasmodiidae
Exons: 8
Coding region: 1-3966 (1321 amino acids)
Biological process (GO): protein phosphorylation
Molecular function (GO): ATP binding; protein binding; protein kinase activity
Source: RefSeq, a predicted model, not a curated record